AUGCUGCAGCAAUCGGUGGGCAUCCGCGCCGAGCUGCAGGAGGUGGUGACGUCGUACCGGCUGCUCUUCGAGGAGUCUGGCCUUCCGGGCCUGCGCUUCGUACUGGGCUUCCACCUGAACUCGCGACGGCUGGCCUGGCUCGCUCUGUACGCCACCCUCUUCACGCUCACCAUGUGGGACACGCACCGCCUGCUCGCCGAGUACUACGCCUACGAAGACCACGUCAACCAGGAGGUCCUCGAGACGAGGGAGGUCGAGUUUCCUGCCGUCACCGUCUGCAACAUGAACCCGUGGAGGAAGUCUAAGGUGUGCAACGAAGACAGCUUCGUCAGCAAGUCGGCCAAGGCGCUCAUCGGUCAGCUCUGCAACAGCGUCCCCAGGAACGUCGCGAUGGACGAAGAAGACCUGGAAUUGACUCAGAGGUUGAAGACCUGGAUCUCUGUCGAACAGCGCCGCAAUUUGAGUCGGGCCGAGCGCCUGGGUCACCAGAUUGAAGACAUGAUCCUCGAGUGCCGGGUUCAAGACGGAGACUGCCUCAGCACUCACUUGUUGGACCUUCGACUGGUGUCGCGUUAUGGGAACUGCUACUGCUUGGGCUGCAACAGCAGUCGUUUCAGCUGGCAGGCAAUGCAAAUGUCAGAUCCUGAGCAAGGUCUUCAGAUGUCGCUGAACAUGGAGCCCGAGGAGUUCCUUCCGCUGACCGUAGAAGCCGGCUUCUACGUGAUGAUUAACCAGGCGGGUGCUCGGGAAGAGGUCUUCGACAACGCCGUCUACGUCCCGCCGGGAGCUACGACCUACAUCGGCGUCCUAAAGUCGACCUCCAAAAACCUCGAACCACCUUUCAAGAACCCCUGCCAGAAAGAUUGGCCCGAGGAGCUCAAGAAGUACGUCGCCCCGGGAGUAGGGUACACCCAACGAGCCUGUGAAGAGUACUGCUAUCAAGUACACAUAUUUGAGGCGUGCGGAUGCCGCUCGUUCAAGCACAUCAGGGUCCUGGUGCCAAACGUCAUGGCGGUACCAGUCUGUCCCGACAUGCUAAGAGGUGACUGUGAAAGGGAGAUUGAAGCUAAGGUUCACCGGAAAGUUAUCACGUGCAAAUGUCUUACGCCGUGCGUGACUCAUGUAUACCACACCUAUGCGAGCAGUCUCGUUUGGACUAGUCAUCUGGUGGAACCAGAAUAUAGGCUACAGAAAGAAUCGUCCGAUCGCAAGAAAAUCCACGCCAGAAUUAAGGUCUUCAUGAAAUCAACCAAAAUCCUCUAUAGACGCAAGGAACCCAAAUCCACACUGGCCAGUCUGUUCCGGAGCAUCGGCGGCCUGAUGGGCGUCUACCUGGGCUACUCUUCGCUCCACAUUUUUCACGUGCUCGACGUGCUGUUCGACGGCGCCUGGUCCAGCCUCUCCAGGAUCCUGGCGCGAAGGAACCGCACCCGUGAAGCCCGGCGCGAAUUUCAUUCUCGAACCCUUGCCGAUAGAUAUGUACUGACAAGUUAUCAGUCAACUUAA
Molecule: messenger RNA, 1506 nt
Organism: Ixodes scapularis (black-legged tick)
Lineage: Eukaryota; Metazoa; Arthropoda; Arachnida; Ixodida; Ixodidae
Product: amiloride-sensitive sodium channel subunit alpha
Exons: 12
Coding region: 1-1506 (501 amino acids)
Biological process (GO): sodium ion transmembrane transport
Cellular component (GO): membrane
Molecular function (GO): ligand-gated sodium channel activity
Source: RefSeq, a predicted model, not a curated record